AUGACAAAUUUUAAAAAAUUGUUAAUCGUCGCUUUGGCACUUUUUGCCACCGCUUAUGCUGCCUUACCAUCGAAUGAAUAUUUACCACCAUUAGAGGAUGCUGCUCCAGCAAGCAAUGUGGAUUUACAAUCAUUAUCCGAAAGCAGCCCUUUGGCUGAUGAUGGCUACCGUUACAAGACAGUGAAACGUUAUCGUUUCCGUCACCGUCGCGAUGUCAGCGAAUUGCCAUCUAAUGAGUAUUUACCACCAGUAGCAGCUGCACAACCUGUUGCAUCCGCACAACCCGUUGUGGACAUUCCAGUUGCUGUUGAGGAAUCUGCACAAGACUCUGCUGUCCUCGCCGAUGAUGGUUAUCGUUACAAGACCGUCAAACGCAUACGUUACCGUCAUCGUCGUGAUGUCAAUGAACUUCCCUCAAAUGAAUACUUGCCACCUGUAGCCGCUGUUGAAGAAGCACCAGUUGCCGUUGAAGUUCCAGUUGCCGUUGCACAAGAAUCAGCUGUUCUCGCCGAUGAUGGUUAUCGUUACAAGACCGUCAAACGCAUCCGUUAUCGUCAUCGUCGUGAUGUCAAUGAACUUCCAUCAAAUGAAUACUUGCCACCUGUAGCCGCUGUUGAAGAAGCACCAGUUGCCGUUGAAGCUCCAGUUGCCGUUGCACAAGAAUCAGCUGUUCUCGCCAAUGAUGGCUAUCGUUACAAGACCGUCAAACGCAUACGUUACCGUCAUCGUCGUGAUGUCAAUGAACUUCCCUCAAACGAAUAUCUACCACCAGUAGCUGCCGUCGAAGAAGCACCAGUCGCCGUUGAAGCUCCAGUUGCCGUUGCACAAGAAUCAGCUGUUCUCGCCGAUGAUGGUUAUCGUUAUAAGACCGUCAAACGCAUACGUUACCGUCAUCGUCGUGAUGUCAAUGAACUUCCCUCAAACGAAUACUUGCCACCUGUGGCCGCUGUUGAAGAAGCACCAAUUGCCGUUGAAGCUCCAGUAGCCGUUGCACAAGAAUCUGCUGUUCUCGCCGAUGAUGGUUAUCGUUACAAGACCGUCAAACGCAUCCGUUAUCGUCAUCGUCGUGAUGUCAACGAACUUCCCUCAAACGAAUACCUACCACCAGUAGCUGCAGUCGAAGAAGCACCAGUUGCCGUUGAAGCUCCAGUUGCCGUUGCACAAGAAUCUGCUGUUCUUGCUGAUGAUGGUUAUCGUUACAAAACUGUGAAACGUUAUCGUUUCCGUCAUCGUCGUGAUGUCAAUGAACUUCCCUCAAACGAAUACUUGCCACCUGUAGCCGCUGUUGAAGAAGCACCAGUUGCCGUUGAAGCUCCAGUAGCCGUUGCACAAGAAUCUGCUGUUCUCGCCGAUGAUGGUUAUCGUUACAAGACCGUCAAACGCAUCCGUUAUCGUCAUCGUCGUGAUGUCAACGAACUUCCCUCAAACGAAUACCUACCACCAGUAGCUGCAGUCGAAGAAGCACCAGUCGUCGUUGAAGCUCCAGUUGCCGUUGCACAAGAAUCUGCUGUCCUUGCUGAUGAUGGUUAUCGUUAUAAGACCGUCAAACGCAUACGUUACCGUCAUCGUCGUGAUGUCAAUGAACUUCCCUCAAAUGAAUACUUGCCACCUGUAGCCGCUGUUGAAGAAGCACCAGUUGCCGUUGAAGCUCCAGUAGCCGUUGCACAAGAAUCUGCUGUUCUUGCCGAUGAUGGUUAUCGUUACAAGACCGUCAAACGCAUCCGUUACCGUCAUCGUCGUGAUGUCAAUGAACUUCCCUCAAAUGAAUACUUGCCCCCUGUAGCCGCUGUUGAAGAAGCACCAGUUGCCGUAGAAGCUCCAGUUGCCGUUGCACAAGAAUCUGCUGUCCUUGCUGAUGAUGGUUAUCGUUACAAGACUGUGAAACGUUAUCGUUUCCGUCAUCGUCGUGAUGUUAACGAACUUCCCUCAAACGAAUACUUGCCACCUGUUGAAGAAGCGCCUGCUGCUGUUGCUGAAGAAACAGCUCCACUUGCUGAUGAUGGUUACCGUUACAAGACUGUGAAACGCGUAGUAUACAGACGUCGCGUCUAAACAACA
Molecule: messenger RNA, 2058 nt
Organism: Teleopsis dalmanni
Lineage: Eukaryota; Metazoa; Arthropoda; Insecta; Diptera; Diopsidae
Exons: 2
Coding region: 1-2052 (683 amino acids)
Biological process (GO): negative regulation of protein sumoylation
Molecular function (GO): calcium ion binding
Source: RefSeq, a predicted model, not a curated record